Messenger RNA from Macrosteles quadrilineatus (aster leafhopper), 4990 nucleotides. It is a transcript of the gene IKKepsilon, whose product is annotated as inhibitor of nuclear factor kappa-B kinase subunit epsilon. The record is from RefSeq and is a predicted model, not a curated record. The transcript is spliced from 5 exons. NCBI's taxonomy places the organism in Eukaryota, Metazoa, Arthropoda, Insecta, Hemiptera, Cicadellidae. Bases 281 to 2482 code for a protein of 733 amino acids. Gene Ontology annotation, molecular function: ATP binding; protein serine/threonine kinase activity. Gene Ontology annotation, biological process: peptidyl-serine phosphorylation. Gene Ontology annotation, cellular component: cytoplasm.
GUUAUAGUGAUUAGCAUAAACGGGAAUUCACAGUAAAGAUAAGUUUUUUAGUUACCAUUCUCAUAUUGUAUCAGAGUAAACUUUUUUGUCGAUUUCAACAUUAAUACAUCCAGUAAUUACUUUACAGCACUCGUCUUAAAAUGUAAAUAGUUAAAACGAAAGUAUUAUUGUGCAAAAUAAAACAGGCUAGGCUGUAAGUUUACCUACUUUGCGUGAUAGAUUUAGGCUAAUCUUUGAAAGUUAAGAUUCAAAUUUCGGUCGGAUCUACGUUAACUGAAAAAUGUCUUUCCUAAGAGGUUCCACCAACUACGUGUGGUGCACAACAAGUGUUCUUGGCAAAGGUGCUACAGGAGCUGUUUAUCAAGGAGUGAAUAAAAACAAUGGGGAACCAGUUGCUGUAAAAACGUUUAACCAAUUAAGUCAUAUGAGACCACAUGAUGUACAAGUUAGAGAAUUUGAUGUUUUGAAGAAAGUUAAACAUGAAAACAUUGUCAAAUUAUUGGCUAUUGAGGAGGAACAAGAGGGUAGAGGCAAGGUAAUAGUGAUGGAGCUCUGCACAGGAGGCAGUUUGUUCAAUAUACUCGAUGAUCCAGAGAAUACCUAUGGACUGCCAGAAGAAGAGUUCCUUCUUGUGCUUGAACACUUGUCAGCUGGAAUGAAGCAUUUGAGAGACAACAAUCUUGUGCAUCGAGAUUUAAAACCGGGUAAUAUCAUGAAAUUUAUUUCAGAUGACGGAAGAACAGUUUACAAACUAACUGAUUUUGGAGCAGCUAGAGAGCUAGAAGAAGAUCAGCAAUUCAUGUCUCUCUAUGGAACUGAAGAAUACUUGCAUCCUGAUAUGUAUGAAAAAGCAGUUCUAAGAAAACCAGCUGGAAAAACAUUUGGUGCAACAGUAGAUCUGUGGUCAUUUGGUGUAACUCUUUAUCAUGUUGCGACAGGCAACCUGCCAUUUAGGCCUUACGGAGGGAGGAGAAAUAAGGAAACCAUGUACUACAUUACAACUAAGAAAGCUUCAGGUGUUAUUGCUGGGACACAAACAUCUGAAGGCGGGCCGAUAGACUGGUGCAGAGACCUACCCACCAAUUGUCAACUAUCAAUGGGGUUAAAGAAACAUGUAACUCAACUGCUUGCUGGUCUACUUGAAGUAGAUUCACAGAGAAUUUGGAGUUUUGAGAGAUUUUUUACUGAAGUAACAAACAUCUUGAACAGAAAACUUAUUCAUAUCUACAAUGUAAACAAGGUUCAAAGUGUAAGAAUAUACUUCCACCCUGAAGAAACCUAUGAUGAGUUCCAAACACAAAUCCAAGAACAAACUGAUGUUCCGGUUGACAACCAAAUUUUGCUCUUUAAAGAUAGUCAUUUUUACGGCAUCGUCAAGAAAUCAACCCCAGGGAGAAUGUAUCCUCAAACUGAAGAAACAAAGCCUAUAUUUUUGUUCAGUAAAGAGAACAAUAAUGUCAUUUUUAACCCUGAGAAAGAACUCCCCAAGUUCCCCGAGUUCCCAAAUCAUGUUUCAGUAGAAAAUGAUGCCAGUAUUGCAAAAACAGCCUGUAGUGUAGGACAUGUAUGCAAGAGAAGAAUUGAAAAGUACUCUAAAUGUAGCCAAUUAACUCACGACUGUGUGCAAAUGUUUAAUACUGUUGUAUGCAAUGAACUCACUAAUGUGUUGAACAAAAACAAUUCUCUAAGGACAAAUGUUAACAAAAGCACUGAAAAAAUUGUUGAAUGUGUAAUGAGAGGACAAAAAUCAGUACAGAAUUUAACUGGAGUUAAAAACACUCACACUCAUGUUGAUUGGAAGAGACAGCUGGAAUCCUUGAACAAGAAACUCAUUGACGACCUCGGGCUGUCAAUACAACAGCUUCACACUCGCCAUGUGUCAGAGCAGGCAUUGAGUCAGGAGUGGUCUACGCUGGUGCGAGGACUGACCUGUCUGUCGCAGACUCGGGCGGCUGAGCGUGCUCGCACGUACAUCGAGCGGCUGCGGGAUUCUUGGCAACACCUGCUGAGAGAUAGAGCCACUCGAGGCCUCACCUAUAAUGACGAACAGUUCCAUGUUUUGGAGAGAAUAAAGAUUGGUGAAGUGGGGCGAGUUGUCAAAACUCUUUUGGAGUCAGAAGUGAUACCCUCUAUCACACAGCUUGCGGACAGCCUAGCAGACUGGUACAAGAUGUCACAGACUGUGUAUUUGAAGGCUCGCAUCCUGGACAAAGACGUGGACACUUUCCACACCAACUUAGACUCCUUCAUUGCAGGAGUGUUGGAAGCAGAUGUAAACUUUCACAGGAGUAUCGAGAACGCCAACCGAAUCCAGGAAGCGUCGCAGGUGAGGACGCAGGACUUGCGAUCCUUCCGGAGCUCCAUCAAAGACAUCCUGAGUCUUCAACAGGAGAUAUCCGCUACUAUGUGGGAGAACAAUGAACUCCUGAACCAGUUCAAUGAGUUGACAGCUCCUCUGAAAGAGUUGGACGAUGAACGCUAGCAGUCGCUGCUGCUGCAGUGGUACUACUUUGUCCUCCGAGGGCGAAGAACGUGAUAAGUCGACAGUGCUGUGAUUAGCGACAUUUUAUAUUUAAGACAAUUUAGUGUUUUUAUCUUCAUAACAAAGUGUAAAUAAUAUGUACAUCAAUGAUCAUACCACCCUCAUAUUCAACAUGAAAUUAUCAUAUUUUAUAACAUUCACCUGAUUAUAUUAGUGUUAAACUACCUAUUAUACAAUUUUAACUUUUUUGUUAGAUGCAUUUUUUUAACUAAAACACUUAAUUAUGAUUCAUUUUUGUAGCAUAUAAUGCUGUUCCUAUUUUAUUGUACUCAUUAGGUUAAUCUCAGUAUAUGGAAUCUUAGUUUAAGCUUUUUUUCCAUAUUUUGUACCUGUACUUGUGCUUUGAAAUUGAAUAAACAAGUAGAAUGAACAAUUAUGUUCUUUAGAAUCAGAUUAGGCAUAUUUAUUUUGAUUUUCAUAUAGCUGUUGUACAGCUUCUUGGAUAAAGCAGUUAGAUUUUUGAACACUAUUUCAUCAUAAGAUUGAUAAAAUGGGAGUCAAAUACUAUAGUACAAAGCAAUAAAAUGUUUAAAAUGUUUUGGCAGUUAUAACAGGAGAAUUUCACUUUUGCUAUUUUGGUUAUAUUGUUCAGAAUUUUAGUUUAUUUACUAUAACUAUCACUUUGUCAGGCAUUUAUUCUGUGCAUUAUAAAGAUUGCAUUUUACUAAAAUAUCUUGAAUUUCGACUUGCAUAUUCUUGCAAUUAUCUACUUCCUGAUUAGGUAUACUCUUUUAUGUCCAGUGUUUUAUUUUUUUUAGAACUUGAGUUAGUUUAUUAGAUCAAAAAGAGAUCAACACUUUUCAACAAUCAAGAACCAAACAGUACUGUAAUGGUAAUAUCCUAUGUGGGGCUUUCUAACCGUAAUGACUGUUGAAAAAAUAAAGUGAAAUUAAAUUAAAGACUUUAUCUAAGCAGGCAAAGUAAAGUCAGAGCCAAGUGACCCUUCCUAACAAUUUUGUGAAAUGGUUAAGACCUAUUUCUAGUAUCAACAUAAAAUUCUAAAUCUUUUGCUGACAUCUUCAUUGAUGACCUUCUAUUUUGCUGGUUGACUCACCCAAUAUACUGUGAGUUGAUAUAGGAGGCUUAUCUUUUGUUGAAGAUUUUGUACUUAACUGAUUAGAUAAAACUGGUUUCAAUAAGCUGCUAGGUGAUUGUAUUUUCCUUUUAUUUACUAAACUGUCAUUGAAAUAGAUAGCUGAAACAAACUAAUUACGCUGUAGUUGGUUGUCAAUUUUGUUGAAUAAUUAUUUAAAUAGACAUAUCAUUUUCCAUACAAAGUAUAUUUUGCUUUUCAUUCAUUAUUAUCCCCAAGUAGGUCCCUACUAUAGUUCGGCCGCUUAGAAAGCGACCUCCUCCAGCAUUGCUAGGUGAGAACAUUGGUUUAGCAUUAGCGCGCAGGUUGUUUUCUAAGCGGCCGAAAUAUAGUUUUGAACUUGUUAAACUUUAAAUUAAUUCUUGCUGUAUCCCAUAUUAUUUAGACCCUUAAACUCAUUUUUUGUCAAACUGCAGCAAAAACAGCUGUUUUUAAUGCAUGCGUUGUGAGUCUAAAGUAGCUCUUUUACUCCCUAGAUGGAGUAAAAAGCCUUUUUAGGUCCGAGGGAGUAAAAAUCAGCUGUUGUAAAGUUCAAUUGUAUCCAAUACAUAAUACAUUUGAAAAAUAUACUAUUAAAAUUAAUAAUAUUGAAAUUAUGUAUUGAUUGAUUUAAUCAGUUGUAGCUUAUUGUUGCAAUACUGUCAAUAGUUUGACAUGUCAAUAAUACAAUCUACACUAAGAAACACAAUUGUAAUAAACUAAAGGAUUGAAUCACUUAAUAAAAAUCUGCUAUUUAAAACAAGUUAAAAGUUGUUUUGAGAGGUUAUCUUUACAUGGAAAGUAUUCUCGUUUUCUAGCUUAGUUUAAAUAAUGUUGCAUUAUGACAAAAAUUAUAGUUCAUCACACGGGCAAAAAGUGUCUUUUUCAACCCUCGCUCAUUUUCCGACCUCAUUUUCUCGCCACGAUCGUUAAACUUGCGCUUGGGUAGGAAAGAGUCACUUUACGCCCUAGUGAUGACAUUACUUUUAUUACCCUACCAAUAUUUAAUUUUAGUCUUCCAUUUUUUUGUCAGUUAAAAAACUUUACCACUUUAGUGCAAAGCAUUUAAAAAAAAUAUCAGUGUUAUUAUUGCUAGUAUGAAUUAUAGUAUUUUUUUUAUCAUGAAGUAUUUUAUGUAUCUCAAAUGGUGUAAAAAAAUAGUUAUUCAAUUGUUUUUUUUAUUUCACAACUAGCGCUUACACAUUAGAUUCAGAUGUAGUUAAAAGUAUUUUGAUGCUCAAUGCGAUGUAAUUUACAAAUUUUGGCAAAUACUGUAUUUUUGUAUUGUAAAGUUAAGUAUAAAUAAUGUAUUGUAAUAUUAUAGGCAUUAUGUAUUUUAUACUCUCGUUGAAUCAGAAUAAAUUUUUGUGAAAUUU